Tuber melanosporum (Perigord truffle) is the source of this 2157-nucleotide messenger RNA. RefSeq lists its product as uncharacterized. Gene Ontology annotation, molecular function: hydrolase activity. NCBI's taxonomy places the organism in Eukaryota, Fungi, Ascomycota, Pezizomycetes, Pezizales, Tuberaceae. The record is from RefSeq and is a predicted model, not a curated record. Gene Ontology annotation, biological process: GPI anchor biosynthetic process. The transcript is spliced from 2 exons. Bases 213 to 1859 code for a protein of 548 amino acids. Gene Ontology annotation, cellular component: endoplasmic reticulum.
CUCCCUGGACCUUCAUAUACUCUGCAGCACAGCACCCACUGGCACUCACCCGCUCAUUCAUUCUUUCCUCGAUUCAUUCAUUCAUUCAUUCCGCCACUCUUUCUCCUUCGCUCUCGUAGCGUGUAAUCUUCGUUCCUUUCUUCUUUUAUUCAUUUUCCCCUAGAGGUCGUGUUGGUAUCAUACUUUCUCGCUUCCUCGCUUUUCUUCUUCGAAUGUCCUCUCCUUCAUCCGUUCAUUCGUUGUACCGUCCCAGCUCAAUUUCCAUCACAAUGGUACCCGCCCGCAACCGCGGUUUUUUAGCGAAUCUUCGGGCUUAUUACUAUCGGGGUGGGAAACGGAAGGAGUGGAAGAGCACGCUGCUUUCUAUACGGAGACUGGUGGAAGCUGCGUGGAUUGUUGUUCUGUGGUGGGGUGAGAGGAGGGUUUUCAGGAGUGCGAUAGAAGCUUGUCAAUGGGAUAGGUGGGAGGAUUGGCCAGAGGGUGCAAUGCCCCAUCGAGCGGUCCUAAUCGCUGAUCCGCAGCUUGUCGAUCCACACACUUACCCCCGCCGUGGACCAUUCCUGUCCGCGACAAUAUUUUAUACGGAUCAGUACAUGUCACGGUCGUACGAGACUAUCCAGGAGCGGCUUUCUCCUUCCACGACGGUAUUCCUGGGUGAUUUAUUCGACGGCGGGCGGGAAUGGACACACGAGCAGAGCUCGCGCUAUGCCCAAAAUCACCACCUACACGAGGACUUGAUUCCUAUUACGGAAGACCCACGAGGGGCGAAGGAUUGGAAGGACUAUGGUGAUAGCUACUGGAUGGGCGAGUACAGGCGGUUUUUGAAGAUUUUCCCCAGUUGGCCUUACCGAAGGACUGUCAAAACACUGCCGGGGAACCACGACUUUGGUAUGGGAAACGGUAUUCGAGAGGGGGUGAAGGAUAGGUUCAGAACUUACUUUGGCGAGACGAGCGGGGUAUUGGAAGCAGGCAAUCACACUAUCGUACUAAUUGACUCUGUCUCUUUAUCGAACGAUAACAAUCCAAAGAUCUACCUACCAGCCCGAGACUUCCUCGAUAGCCUCCCAGAUCUCCUAACAACACCAUCACCAACCCUCCUCCCGCACGUCAUUGAGGAAGCAGCAAAUCCCCUUUCCUCGCCCUCAGGUCAAGAUUCCAUCCCUCAAAACCCUACAAUACUCCUCACCCACGUCCCCUUAUACCGGCCCGCCGACACCCCCUGCGGCCCGCACCGAGAAUCCAAAGACCCAAUCCUUAUCCACGCCGGUUAUCAAUACCAAAACGUCCUUCAACCAGCACUCUCCUUGGAAAUCCUUCAGAAGACGAACGCCAAGUACGUCUUCUCCGGGGACGACCACGAUUAUUGCGAAGUCGAGCAUGCUGGUAACAUCAAGGAGGUCACUGUCAAGAGUUUCUCGUGGGCGAUGGGCGUGCGGAGGCCGGGUUUCUACAUGGUUAGUUUGUACACUGGCAAUGCGUCACCGGACACAGAGAGUGUUCAGGGAAGACUUUGUCUACUCCCGGAUCAGUGGGGGGUGUUUACCGUUUACACUUUCAUGCUCCUGGUCACAAUCCUUGCUGCCACGUUUGAUUUCCGGAGGAGCAGAAGGGCUGCACUGAAUUACAGGGGGAAUGUGUUACCGAUAUCAAAGGGAGGCUCAGAUAUCUCCAGCGCGUACAGGCAGUCGAGCGCGAAGAAUAAUGACUGGGGUGAUGGCGAAGACGGGAACUUCAAGUACUCCAAGAGAAAGCAAUAUUCCACCGGGUGGAAAGCGUGGGUGGUAUACGUCACUCGGGAAGUCUUGUUAGUCGCUGGGGUGGUGUUUGUGUGGUAUACAUGGUUGAUCUGGCGCUGGUGAAUGGGUCUAUGCUUGGAAUGAAUGAAAAUGGGCAGUGCUGGGGCGAGUGAAGUUUGUGGGGUUGGUGCAUGGGAUGCAUGCCAUAUGUUUGGAUCGGGUCGGGAUACGGUGGGGGCCUAAGUAUUUUGGUUAUGGGCUUCCGCGUACGUAUUGCUGGUUUUUGGCAAGGGUUCUUUUUUUCUUAUUUGUCGAGUGAUCACCUGUGAUUGUAAUUCGGGAUUCUACUUGCAUCGUGCACUUGUACUCGAGUACCGGCGGUGUACAAACUAUUAUUAAUGAGAUGUGGUCCGCUUGGUGA